Molecule: messenger RNA, 2968 nt
Organism: Ceratitis capitata (Mediterranean fruit fly)
Lineage: Eukaryota; Metazoa; Arthropoda; Insecta; Diptera; Tephritidae
Product: synaptic vesicle glycoprotein 2A
Exons: 8
Coding region: 997-2655 (552 amino acids)
Biological process (GO): transmembrane transport
Molecular function (GO): transmembrane transporter activity
Source: RefSeq, a predicted model, not a curated record
ACCACCAAUCCAACGAAUUCAACAAAAAAUAAAAUCUUAGAACUUUGCCGCCGCAGUUACGGUUGAGUUGGCAGAGUGUGCUUGGUAAAUUUUGAGGUAAAAGAGUGCAUUAUUAUACUCGUACUUUUGGGUGCAUAAAAAUAUUGUACGUAAAAACGCUGACAGCGAAAAAAAAUUUCUCCACCACUAGCUGUUGCUUACAUGUCAUCGGUGUGGCUUUCCUUGCUGCUACACGAUUGUUAAGCAGAAAUUGCGAGUACGAAUGCUUAUUGUUUAGGCAACGAUUUUUUUUCGUAAUUUUAUAUUGUAUAUUAAGACCGAACAUUCGUUGCAUUGCUCAGUCAAUUUCGCAGAGGCCAACGGUGAGCAUCGAAGUGUGUAAUAACAACAAAGCACCGGCCAAAGUGUGGUCAUCACUGUCUUCGCUUUCGCUAAAUAGUAUUAAUAAGCGGUUAGCCUACGGGUGCACAAAACACUGCCAGUGCUAGCAGGUAGCGGGUGUACAAUAUAAACAUUAACUAAAUUUUAUUUACUCUUUGUGAUAUACAUACAUACAUAUAGAAUACAAGAAUGUUAUAUAAAACACAAGGAGAAGAAAAAAUAACUGUGCUAUUAGUGUAAAAUAGUUUGCGCAAAAUAAAUUCUCGUGUUUUGUUACUUUGUAAUAAUAAAUUUAUUUCACUCAGCUUUUUACGUGCUGAUGUUAAGAGAUUCACUGCCACCAAAAUAAAGGAACAAAAAUCAAAAAGAAUCGUGUAAAUCCCAAUUUAAAAAGAAAACCAGGUGAAAUCUUCUUAAACGUUGAAGAAUUUAUAACGGAAACAACAGUGUGAUAUAUGUAAAAAUAUUAAGUAGUAAAAUAAAUGGAAUGAAGCUUUGAUAGUAAUUUGUAGACAUUAUUAAACUUAAAAUUUUAUUAAAAUUUAAUUAAUUGAAAAGAAACAAAUAAAAAAAAGUGUUUAUCUCUGUUUGGUUGACACAAAGAAAUUAAAUAACAUGGAGAUGCGUUCGAAACUUGGCAGCUUCGAGUUGAAAGAUUGCAGUGCUGAAAGCGCCGCUGAGCGUUUACUUUCAAUUAUACAUACAGAACCCGUUAAGGUAAAUCGUAAACAUGGGGCCAUUUCAUUUUCAGAAGCUUUAUCACUUACCGGUUUUGGUAAAUUCAAUUAUUUUCUCAUCUUCAUCUCUGGCAUGGUCUUGGCUAAUGUUUUGCUGGAGACGGCGGCCAUGGGCUUUAUUUUGCCCAUCGCACAAUGCGACUUACAUCUUUCGAAUCAGGAUAAGGGUGUUUUGAGUGCGAUCAGUUUUGCUGGUAUAAUAACUAGUUCACAUUUGUGGGGCUUUUUGGCUGAUACAAAAGGGCGGCGGAAGGUGAUUAGGCCAACAUUGCUGGCGGGAUUUGUAGUCACGCUGUUCUCGAGUUUCUCGCACACGUUUUGGGUGAUGGUGUUGUUGCGGUUUAUCAAUGGUUUUUUUGUCUCCGGCGGCUCGGCGACAAUUUAUGCCUACCUCGGCGAAUUCCACACCGAUAAGACACGUUCGCGCGCAAUGAUGGGUUCGUCGUUUAUUUUCGCUAUCGGCGCUAUGAUUUUACCAAUGAUUGCCUUUCUGGUCAUAAAUCAAGAUUGGGUAUUGCCAAUAACGUUCUUGGGUAUCGAUUACAAGCCAUGGCGUCUAUUUUUAAUAGUAUGCGGCAUACCGGGCAUGCUUUGUGGUCUCUCCAUGUUUGCAUUACCCGAAAGUCCGAAAUUCUUGUUGGCGCAUGGACGCGAAGCCAAGGCAAUUGAAGUAUUGCAGAAAAUGCAACGUUGGAAUGGUGGCACUGAGGAGCUUAAGUUGAAACACAUUCUUCCCGAAGAAGAACAACCAGGUUCAAUGAUGCAAUUGAACAAUCAAUCCGCUUCCAAGGAGAACUUUGCCACCGCCUUCAUGAAGAGCAUGUGGAACCAAACUGUGCCGCUCUUCCACAAACAAUACAUACGCAUCACCUUGAUUGUAUGUAAUAUGCAAUUCUGGUUAUAUGUCGUCACAAAUGGCAUGUACAUGUGGUUCCCACACAUCAUCAACAGUAUGGUGGAGUUCAUGAACGGACAUCCAGGCGAACACAAGCAGAUUUGUCAUAUUGUGUAUGACAAACACGAGAGCUUAUAUAAGGAAGAUGGUACAAUGGAAUGUGUUGCUAAAUUGGAAAAUACAACAUAUUUUUAUUCAUUAAUAAUGGAGAUUUUAUAUGCAUCCUCGUUUGCCUUUAUCGGUUUGGUGAUCAAUCGUGUUGGCAAGAUUACCAUACUUUUCAUCUCCACCAUAUUCUUUACAUCAUGCGGCCUUGCGGCGGUCUUUGUUAUGGAUCCCUCGAUAGCAGCUUAUCUUUAUGUGCUCUUCUUUUUGGUGGGCGUGGCCAUAAAUGUUUUGGGCGCCGCUACUGUCGAGCUUUAUCCUACACAAAUGCGUGCCAUGGCAAUAUGCGUUUCUCUCAUGUUUGGCCGUUUGGGCAGUGUUGUUGGUGCUAAUAUUGUCGGCGCAAUGUUGGCGCAUAACUGUGAAAUGACCUUCUACACGGCAUGUGCAGCUUUAUAUGUCUGCGCUUUCUUGACGCUACUGAUACCGCGAAGGACCCUGGCGCCUCCAGCCAAACCUGUUUUGGAUGAGGCAUGAAUAACAGCGGGUGCGGCGGGUGGAGAUGCGUGAAGUCUUAUUCUAAAUUUGCGACUUAAAUACGGGGAUAAGAUACUUAAUUUCGCAACCUCUAAUAGGCAUAUAAUUUUAAAAUUAUCAUAUAAAAAAUGUGAUCGCUAUGUGUGUAUGUCUUGUAUGUAUGUAUGUGUGCCUGUGGGUAUUUAAUAAUUUAGUAUUUUAAAAGAUAGUUUUAAUUAUACAUUUUGUUUUAUAUUAAUUUAAUUUUAAUUUUGUGUAGAGUGUCUGCAACUGUUGUGUGAAUUUUGUGUGUUUUUAGACAAAAUAUAUUGAA